GAUAACCCCUCACGUGGAGCAGAUGAAAGGGCCGCGGCGCGACGGCCGGGGGAGCCGAGCUGAGCCUGCGACCCACAAAGCCGCCGCUGCCGCCGCGAUGGGGUUGUGAGGCGUCCGCCCGCGUUCGGUCCUCAGCCGGCCCGCGACUAUGCCCGGCCGCGCCCGCCCUCCGCGCCCUCCCGCCGCAGGACCAUGAGGCCGCGCUCGGGCGGGCGCCCAGGGGCCCCGGGCCGCUGCCGCCGCCGCCUCCGCCGCCGCCCCCGCGGCCUCCGGUGCAGCCGCCUGCCGCCGCCGCCGCCGCUGCCGCUGCUGCUCGGGCUGCUGCUGGCGGCCGCGGGGCCCGGCGCGGCGCGGGCCAAGGAGACGGCGUUCGUGGAGGUGGUGCUGUUCGAGUCGAGCCCAAGCGGCGACUACACCACCUACACCACCGGCCUCACGGGCCGCUUCUCGCGGGCCGGGGCCACGCUCAGCGCCGAGGGCGAGAUCGUGCAGAUGCACCCACUGGGCUUAUGUAAUAACAAUGACGAAGAGGACUUGUAUGAAUAUGGCUGGGUAGGAGUGGUGAAGCUGGAACAGCCAGAAUUGGACCCGAAACCAUGCCUCACUGUCCUAGGCAAGGCCAAGCGAGCGGUACAGCGGGGAGCUACUGCAGUCAUCUUUGAUGUGUCUGAAAACCCAGAAGCUAUUGACCAGCUGAACCAGGGCUCGGAAGACCCGCUCAAGAGGCCGGUGGUGUAUGUGAAGGGUGCAGAUGCCAUUAAGCUGAUGAACAUCGUCAACAAGCAGAAAGUGGCUCGAGCAAGGAUCCAGCACCGCCCUCCUCGACAACCCACUGAAUACUUUGACAUGGGGAUUUUCCUGGCUUUCUUCGUCGUGGUCUCCUUGGUCUGCCUCAUCCUCCUUGUCAAAAUCAAGCUGAAGCAGCGACGCAGUCAGAAUUCCAUGAACAGGCUGGCUGUGCAGGCUCUGGAGAAGAUGGAAACCAGAAAGUUCAACUCCAAGAGCAAGGGGCGCCGGGAGGGGAGCUGUGGGGCCCUGGACACACUCAGCAGCAGCUCCACAUCCGACUGUGCCAUCUGUCUGGAGAAGUACAUUGAUGGAGAGGAGCUGCGGGUCAUCCCCUGUACUCACCGGUUUCACAGGAAGUGCGUGGACCCCUGGCUGCUGCAGCACCACACCUGCCCCCACUGUCGGCACAACAUCAUAGAACAAAAGGGAAACCCAAGCACGGUGUGUGUGGAGACCAGCAACCUCUCACGUGGUCGGCAGCAGAGGGUGACCCUGCCGGUCCAUUACCCCGGCCGCGUGCACAGGACCAACGCCAUCCCAGCCUACCCUACGAGGACAAGCAUGGACUCCCACGGCAACCCCGUCACCUUGCUGACCGUGGACCGGAACGGGGAGCAGAGCCUUUAUUCCCCGCAGACCCCCGCCUACAUCCGCAGCUACCCACCCCUCCACCUGGACCACAGCCUGGCCACUCACCGCUGCGGCCUGGAGCACCGGGCCUACUCUCCAGCCCACCCCUUCCGCAGGCCCAAGUUGAGCGGCCGCAGCUUCUCCAAGGCAGCUUGCUUCUCCCAGUAUGAGACCAUGUACCAGCACUACUACUUCCAGGGCCUCAGCUACCCGGAGCAGGAGGGGCAGUCCCCGCCUAGCCUCACGCCCCGCGGCCCGGCCCGUGCCUUUCCUCCCAGCGCCUUUCCUCCCAGCGGCAGUGGCAGCCUGCUCUUCCCCACAGUGGUGCACGUGGCCCCGCCCUCCCACUCCCACCUGGAGAGCGGCAGCACGUCCAGCUUCAGCUGCUAUCACGGCCACCGCUCGGUGUGCAGUGGCUACCUGGCCGACUGCCCGGGCAGCGACAGCAGCAGCAGCAGCAGCAGCUCCGGCCAGUGCCAUUGUUCCUCCAGUGACUCUGUGGUAGACUGCACUGAGGUCAGCAACCAGGGCGUGUACGGGAGCUGCUCCACCUUCCGCAGCUCCCUCAGCAGUGACUAUGACCCCUUCAUCUACCGCAGCCGGAGCCCCUGUCGUGCCAGUGAGGCGGGGGGCUCGGGCAGCUCGGGCCGGGGGCCUGCCGUGUGCUUCGAGGGCUCCCCGCCCCCCGAGGAGCUCCCGGUGGUGCACAGUCAUGGUGCUGGGCGGGGCGAGCCUUGGCCGGGCCCUGCCUCUCCCUCGGGGGAUCAGGUAUCCACCUGCAGCCUGGAGAUGAACUACAGCAGCAACUCCUCCCUGGAGCACAGGGGGCCCAAUAGCUCUACCUCAGAAGUGGGGCUCGAGGCUUCUCCUGGGGCCGCCCCGGACCUCAGGAGGACCUGGAAGGGGGGCCACGAGGGGCCGUCGUGUGCCUGCUGCUGCGAGCCCCAACCCUCCCCACCCGGACCUAGUGCCGGAGCAGCUGGCAGCAGCACCUUGUUCCUGGGGCCCCACCUUUACGAGGGCUCUGGCCCGGCGGGUGGGGAGCCCCAGUCAGGAAGCUCCCAGGGCCUGUACGGCCUUCACCCCGACCAUUUGCCCAGGACAGAUGGGGUGAAAUACGAGGGCCUGCCCUGCUGCUUCUAUGAAGAGAAGCAGGUGGCCCGCAGCGGCGGAGGGGGCAGCGGCUGCUACACUGAGGACUACUCGGUGAGUGUGCAGUACACGCUCACCGAGGAGCCCCCGCCCGGCUGCUACCCCGGGGCCCGGGACCUGAGCCAGCGCAUCCCCAUCAUUCCGGAGGAUGUGGACUGUGACCUGGGCCUGCCCUCGGACUGCCAAGGGACCCACAGCCUCGGCUCCUGGGGUGGGACGCGGGGCCCGGACACCCCAUGGCCCCAUAGGGGCCUGGGAGCAACCCGGGAAGAGGAGCGGGCUCUGUGCUGCCAGGCUAGGGCCCUGCUGCGGCCUGGCUGCCCUCCGGAGGAGGUGGGUGCUGCCAGGGCCAGCUUCCCUAAUGCCCUCCAGGACACUCAGGAGUCCAGCGCCACGGCCACUGAGGCUACAGGACCGAGAUCUCGCUCAGCAGACAGCAGCAGCACCGGAGCCUGAGCUCAGGAGGAACUCUUAACCUGGAAAUGGGGAACUGUAUGGAGACUCCAAACUGACUUCCUUCAAAAAACAAAAACAAAAAAAUUUUUUAGCUUUGACAAACACACAAAAGUGGUAAUAAAGAGAGCCCUCCUUGUUAACCCAAAAUGUGAGCCCCCUGUGGCAAAACCACCCCCUACCCCAUUAACAAAUCAACAGACAAAAUUCUCCGAGUCUUUUGCCUCUUUUGAUAACAUGUUCUGUUUUGUAAAGUGUGUGUGCUUGGGGUUCUGAGGUGUGGGAUUGAGUUCUCUGCUUUGUUUUUUGUUUUUUUUUUUAAGAUAUUGUAUGUAAAUGUAAAAAGUUAUUUAAAUAUAUAUUUUAAAGAACCCUAACCGCCAACUUUUGCUGAAAAAAAAAAUCACUGCUGCAUUAAGUGAACCACAUCAUGUGUAGAUACUGUUGUCUCCCUGGAGGGAGCUCAGGCCUUUGAAAAGCUCAGGGCUUCACCUGCCUUAGAAAAUGAACCAGAAACUUGAAGUAAAGCUAGUUGAUAUGGGUACAGGCUCUGAGUGCAAAGCUGCCUCUUUCUUUCUUGUGGCAAAUGCCAAUGUAUACUAUUUCAGGUCUCAGAUGCCAUGCCCCUCCAGCCCACGCCUUUAGGCAGGUGAUGGCAGCAGCUAGGAAUAGGGUGUACAUGAUCUGCAGCCCUGCGGAGCCAGGUCAAGCCGCUGCUACGAAAGCUCCAGGGUGAUGGGGACAAUUCUGCCCAGUGCCCUCAAUCUGUCCCCUCAGGUCAUGGUCCCAAGUGAAACAACAGAGUUCACAGCGCUGGUCUUGGCUGAGGUCCAGGUCAUAGUAAGGGCAUGUUCUUGGGACCCUCAACCUGAACUCUGACCCUCGGGGCAGGGAAGAGGAGGCUGUCCCCUUUGGUUGACCUGACUUUGGAGUCCUUUGCAAAAAUGUUUUGGGCUCUCUGCCACUGGCUGCAGAAAUGGCUCGAUGGGGUGUGUGGGGACAGACACCCAGAAGGAAUGUACUUUUGUGGCCUUGGUGUCCAUUGGGGCUGGGGGAGAGUGCUCUCCACUGACCCAGCGGCACACCGAUGUGCAGUGCGCAUGCGUCUGUGUGGGGGCAGCCACACCCCUCGGCUGCUGCUUCCUUGGGCUGCCUUUCUAGGGGCUUGUGCCUGGACCUACGAGGUCUGCACUGAGCUCCAUUUGAAUGAUACCUUUCCUAUCCCGUUUCCCCAUGGAAGCUCUGCUUCAGGGUUAUUCAGUCCUCUGCCUCAUGGCUGAAAUUGCUCAUCUCGUCUGCAGAUGUCUACUAUCCUGUCUACCUAAUGCACUAUUAUGUAUUCAUUCUCCAUGAGACAGAGAGAGAGACUAUCAGAUAGUUUACACCCAAAGGGUAGGUUUUUGUAUAUUUUUCCAGCCUUUUUUAUUAAGGGGAAGGGGAGAGUUUAAAAGCCCAAACCGUUGUGGUUUUAAGGUGUUUCAUUUUUAAAAGGGAGAGAGAAUCUAUUUAAAGCUAUUUCAAAUCAGGGAUUGUCAUCCUUUUUGUCCAAUGUAUUCCUUGUUCUUUAAAAAAAAUUUUUUUAGAGGGAACUAAUCAUAUUAGUCCUUGUGUUCACUAACUCUUCUGGUCACUUGUAUUUAUUCAUUCAUUCAUCAGAUAUUUGUUGCCAUCUGAAAGAACUGGCCCAUUGGGUCUGAAAGCUCGCUUGAGAAUAGGAAACUUGAGACCUGGCCCCCUGUGGGUAGGAGAACAAGGACCACCUGGAUUGCCAGGUGAUGGUGCUGGUCUUUCUCCAGUCUUGAACGAGAAUCUCACUCUAUCAGAAUGUUUUUCUUAACCUUAGCGUACGAUGAGGAAAUUUACUUAUCUCUAGCUAGGAUUUGACAUCUAUUCCAACAUCAAAUGAUCAAAGCAUUUGCCAUUGAGGCUUCACUGGCGAGAUCCAUCCUCCAUCCUCGGGUGCAGUCCCUUGAGGGCUGCUCCUCGGACUGUGCCCCGCACACCUGUUACCAAGGGUGUGAGAAGCGCCUAAGCUGGUGACAUGUGAUCUGGGACGCCUUCAUUUCUCGGGCCAGGAGUAGCAGCUGCUAAGGACAGCAGCUUGCAUUACAUGGUUUUAAGGAAGCGGGAUCUGACUUUUAAUAUGAACUGCAAAAAGCAGCUUCUCAUUGAGAUUUUGUUGUUGUUUGGGGGGGGGGGGUUGUUUUGUUUUGUUUUUAAUGCCUUUGAGUGCAUAUUUUCUUCCUCGUCUGAAACCGAACUCCCAAAGUGGCUUUCUUUAGCCCUGGCUGGAAAACCACCCCUCAAUAGCCUUAAGCAAUAAAUAGAUGAGUGCGGAAUGUGGCUUCCACUGGGCUUAUUAAAAUAAGCGUGUCUAGUUUUCACUUGAGCCAGUGAUAACCGCAGAUGGCAAAAGAAACCCAUUUAAUUUUUGUAGCUUACAGGUGGUAGAAACAAAAAUGCAAUUUUAAAACCUUAAAUACCAAAUACCAACCAUUGUCUUUGUUUGUUUGUUUGUUUGUUUUUUGAGACAGAGUUUCGGAGUUUCGCUCUUGUUGCCCAGGGUGGAGUGCAGUGGCGCGAUCUCAGCUUACCACAACUUCCGCCUCCCGGGUCCAAGUGAUUCUCCUGCCUCAGCCUCCCAAGUAGCUGGGAUUACAGGCAUGCACCACCACGCCGGCCUAAUUUUAUAUUUUUAGUAGAGACGAGGUUUCUCCAUGUUGGUCAGGCUAGUCUUGAAUUCCUGACCUCAGGUGAUCCACCCGCCUCGGCCUCCCAAAGUGCUGGAAUUACAGGCGUGAGCCACCGCGCUGGUAACACCAACCAUUGUCUUUUAAAUUUGUGUUCGCUUCUCAGACAGGGAGAUCACCAGAAUAAAAUAACCAAUGGUCUUAUUUUUUUCACACAUAAAUCAAAAGAAAUGUCCUCUUGGAAGUUUUAAGGUUCCACCAAUGGCAGAUACCCUUUUAGGUGGACUCUUGAGUGGUUUGUAGUGGUUUUAUAGCCAUGGAAACUGGGAGUAUCUCAUUUUCCACUGAGAACCCCUGCCCCCAAUCCCUCUAAGUUGGGGUGUGACAGUUGGGCAUGGUUAAGUGACCCAGCCCUGGGUCCAGGACAGCCAUGUACAGUGAAGAGUUCUAGAACCAGCUAAAUGUGGAAGUUUGGGUAUUUACCAACAAGGUACCUCUUUACGGAUGCAGCCCCAGUAAGCUGGCUUUAACCUCAGCUCCUUCCAGCAUCUCCUUCUAAACCCAAGUCCUUUUAUAAAAUAAAGCCCCAUGUGUCCCACUGCUCACAUAUUUAUGUGCUGCUAGUCUCUACUCGAAGUUUGUGCAGGACUAAUGCUUUUAAAAUGAGGUCUAAAAAAAAAUUACUAAUCGAGAAUAUUAUUCUUUAAACAGAACUGCCUUUUUCUACUCUUUAUGUAAACUCUUUCUAUUGUGUUGGUCUAACAAGGCACUAUUUUAAAAUUUUUAAAUUUCUCCCAUAGCACUUAAAAGAGAUUUUGUAAAGACUUUGCUGUAAAAAUUUUGUAAUAAAAUGGUCUAAGGGCUCUUUUUCCAACAUUACCAUUUUUAAAAAAUGUUUUAAAAGCUAGAAAACAACUUAUGUAUAUUCUGUAUAUGUAUAGCAGCACAUUUCAUUUAUGGAAAUAUGUUCUCAGAAUAUUUAUUUACUAAUAUAUUUAUCUUAAGCCAUGUCUUAUGUUGAGAGUGUGACAUUUUUGGAAUAAUCAUUGAAAAUGACUAACACAAGACCCUGUAAAUACAUGAUAAUUGCACACAGAUUUUACAUAUUUGCAGACCAAAAAUGAUUUAAAACAAGUUGUAGUCUUCUAUGGUUUUGUAACAAAUUGUACAAAUGACUGUAAAAAAAAUACAAUUUUAUCAAGUAUGUGUUA
This is a messenger RNA of Rhinopithecus roxellana (golden snub-nosed monkey), 6925 nucleotides long. It is a transcript of the gene ZNRF3, whose product is annotated as zinc and ring finger 3. Gene Ontology annotation, molecular function: ubiquitin protein ligase activity; frizzled binding. Gene Ontology annotation, biological process: negative regulation of canonical Wnt signaling pathway; Wnt receptor catabolic process; ubiquitin-dependent protein catabolic process. Lineage: Eukaryota; Metazoa; Chordata; Mammalia; Primates; Cercopithecidae. The coding region runs from base 193 to 3027 and encodes 944 amino acids. The record is from RefSeq and is a predicted model, not a curated record. The transcript has 9 exons.